AUGGAAAGUGCCAACCAGACAGCCUCUGUGACGUUCAUUCUCCUGGGCCUCUCAGCCCACCCAAGGCUGGAGAAAACGUUCUUUGUGCUCAUCCUGCUCAUGUACCUGGUGAUCCUGCUGGGCAAUGGGGUCCUCAUCCUGGUGACCAUCCUUGACUCCCGCCUACACAAGCCCAUGUACUUUUUCCUGGGGAACCUCUCCUUACUGGACAUCUGCUACACAACCUCCUCAGUCCACCUCAUUCUUGACAGCUUCCUGACCCCCAGGAAAACCAUUCCCUUCUCAGCCUGUGCUGUGCAGAUGUUCCUCUCCUUUGCUAUGGGGGCCACGGAGUGUGUGCUUCUGGGCAUGAUGGCGUUUGAUCGCUAUAUGGCCAUCUGCAACCCCCUGAGGUACCCCAUGGUCAUGAGCAAGGCUGUCUAUGUGCCCAUGGCUGCCAGCUCCUGGGCAGCUGGAAGUGCUGCCUCCAUGGUUCAAACAUCCCUUGCGAUGAGGCUGCCCUUCUGUGGGGACAAUGUCAUCAACCACUUCACCUGUGAGAUCCUGGCUAUCCUGAAGUUGGCCUGUGCUGGCAUCUCCAACAAUGUGAUCAGUAUGGGGGUGACCAAUGUGAUCUUCCUGGGGGUCCCAGUUCUGCUCAUCUUUGUCUCCUACAUCUUCAUCCUCACCACCAUCCUGAGGAUCCCCUCAGCUGAGGGGAGGAAAAAGGCCUUCUCCAACCUCACAGUUGUGGUCAUCUUCUAUGGGACCAUCCUCUUCAUGUAUGGGAAGCCCAAAUCCAAGGACCCCCUGGGGGCAGACAAACAGGACCUUGCAGACAAGCUCAUCUCCCUCUUCUAUGGGGUGGUGACCCCCAUGUUCAACCCCAUCAUCUACAGCCUGAGGAACAAGGAUGUGAAGGCCACCAUGAGGAACCUGGUAAGUCGGAAACACUUCACCCGGUGGUGUUUGGAGGACAGAUGCCCCUGGAGUUCUGUGCCUCUUGGCUGCUUUCACCCAUGA
Eubalaena glacialis (North Atlantic right whale) is the source of this 1002-nucleotide messenger RNA. RefSeq names its product olfactory receptor 13C7-like. NCBI's taxonomy places the organism in Eukaryota, Metazoa, Chordata, Mammalia, Artiodactyla, Balaenidae. The record is from RefSeq and is a predicted model, not a curated record. Gene Ontology annotation, biological process: G protein-coupled receptor signaling pathway. Gene Ontology annotation, cellular component: membrane. Gene Ontology annotation, molecular function: olfactory receptor activity; G protein-coupled receptor activity.